Messenger RNA from Ascoidea rubescens DSM 1968, 1272 nucleotides. RefSeq names its product cyclin-dependent serine/threonine protein kinase SSN3 (gene SSN3). Gene Ontology annotation, cellular component: nucleus; mediator complex. Gene Ontology annotation, biological process: protein phosphorylation. The transcript has a single exon. Gene Ontology annotation, molecular function: ATP binding; cyclin-dependent protein serine/threonine kinase activity; RNA polymerase II CTD heptapeptide repeat kinase activity. The record is from RefSeq and is a predicted model, not a curated record. NCBI's taxonomy places the organism in Eukaryota, Fungi, Ascomycota, Saccharomycetes, Ascoideales, Ascoideaceae. The coding region runs from base 1 to 1272 and encodes 423 amino acids.
AUGGCUUCAAAUAGUAUUCUAACUUUAGGCUCAUAUAAAAACAGAAAAUUGAUCUCCAAAAAAACAAUUUUAGAUACUUAUAAGAUAUUAGGUUAUAUAGCAUCUGGAACAUAUGGUAAAGUUUAUAAAGCAGAAUAUAGAAGUGGUUCUUUUAAUAAUAAUAAAACCACUACAAUAAAUUCCAAUGCCAAUUCCAAUGCCAAUUCUAAUACUAACCACAAAAAUAAUCAUGACCUUAAAAAGCUAUUGUUUGCUAUUAAAAAAUUUAAGGGUGAUAGUAGAGAUGGUGAGAUUUUACAUUACACAGGUUUGUCACAAUCUGCUUGUAGAGAAAUUGCCUUAUCAAAAGAAUUAAAACAUGAAAAUAUAAUUCAACUAGUUGAAAUUGUUUUGGAAAAAAAAAGUAUUUAUAUUGUCUUUGAAUUCGCUGAACAUGAUCUAUUACAAAUUAUUCACUUCCACUCUCAAAAUGGUUUAAAACCAAUUCCAGAAUUUUCUUUUAAAUCUAUUAUGUGGCAAAUUCUUAAUGGUGUAUCUUAUUUACACCAAAAUUGGAUUUUUCAUAGAGAUUUAAAACCCGCUAAUAUUAUGGUAACCUAUGAUGGUAUAAUUAAAAUUGGUGAUUUAGGUCUAGCCAGAAAAUUCGAUAACCCUUUACAAAAUUUCUAUACUGGUGAUAAAGUUGUUGUGACCAUUUGGUAUAGAGCUCCUGAAUUGCUACUAGGUGGUAGACAUUAUACGCCUGCAAUUGAUUUAUGGGCAGUGGGUUGUAUACUAGCAGAACUAUUAGCCUUGAGACCGAUUUUUAAAGGCGAAGAAGCUAAAAUUGAAAAUAGAAGAACAAUUCCUUUUCAAACUAAUCAAAUGUUCAAAAUCAUUGAGAUUUUAGGAAAGCCAACAGUGAAAAAUUGGCCAACAUUAGAUAAAUAUCCCGAGUACCAACAUCUACAAAAUUUUAAGGCUUAUUCAAAUAAAUUAUUGACUUGGUUUCACAAUAUUGGACAAUCAAAUAGUAACUUAUUUUCACUUCUACAAACAUUGUUGGAAUAUGAUCCAGCAGAAAGAAUCGCUGCAUAUGACGCAUUAGUUCACCAAUAUUUUUUGGAGCCACCUUAUGUAUCCACAAAUGCUUUUGAUGGAUUGCCUUUCAAGUAUCCAAGACGUAAAAUAACUACAGACACAACGGAUUUGCUUCAGUUGCAAAAUAAAAAUUACAAGAGAAAUCCCAAUGACCUUGAUGCUAUUAGUUCAAGAAAAAGACAAAAAGUUUAA